Micropterus salmoides (largemouth bass) is the source of this 1964-nucleotide messenger RNA. RefSeq names its product heat shock protein beta-1. Gene Ontology annotation, biological process: response to heat; protein refolding. Gene Ontology annotation, molecular function: protein folding chaperone. The record is from RefSeq and is a predicted model, not a curated record. NCBI's taxonomy places the organism in Eukaryota, Metazoa, Chordata, Actinopteri, Centrarchiformes, Centrarchidae. The transcript is spliced from 3 exons. The coding region runs from base 25 to 609 and encodes 194 amino acids.
CUGUGUAAUUUUAUUCCUUAAAACAUGAGCGAAGAGGCCAAAACAGAGUUGUCAUGUGGGGAGUACAGCAGGGGUGUCCCCUGGUACCCCCUGAAAAAAUGGUGGCAGUCCAGCCGGCUUUUCAGUCAGGAUGUUGGCCUGCCGCCUUUCCUGGAGCCAGGGGACCCUCGGUGGAUGGAUGUGGAACGGCUCCAGAGUAGUUUGGCAGCCUGCUCCUGGCCAGGGUACAUACCCGCUCCGCUGUUUGUGCCCUACAUCUCUGGGUCGAUGCAUCAUCCCGGCCAGAAGAUUAGUAAGGAGCAGCACAAGUGGAGGGUCAGCCUGGACGUGGCUCACUUCUCCCCUUCAGAGAUUUCUCUCAGUGUCAGAGACGGAUUCCUGGAGAUCCGAGGGAAACACGAGGAGAGGCCAGACGAGCAUGGAUUUAUUGCCAGAUGUUUUACAAGGAAAUACAGGCUCCCAGCUGAGAUUGAUGCUACCAAAAUCGUAUCCACACUUUCUGUGGAUGGUAUUCUGACUGUGGAAGCUCCAGUUCCCGAAACCUCUGUUCCUGCUGCCUUCAUCCUUCCUAUAAAGGUGAUCACAGCUGGGAAGUAUGUUUACAUUUAAAGGAAUAGUUUGACUGCUUGCUUUUUUGCCGAGACAAUCAAUACCAUAUAUGUCCGGUAAAUGUAAGUCAGCCAGUAGCUGGUUAGCUUAGCUUAGCAUUAAGACUGGAAACUGGCUCUAUCCGACGCUACAGAAAUCGGCCUCUCAAGCCCCUACAUCCAAAGCUCAACAGUUUAACAAAUACAAUGUUUUUACAUGUUUUGUAUUUGUUUUGAUUAAACACAUCAGAUGUAACUAGUGUAAAUAGUAAGCUUUAGAGGUGAAUUUUGUUGUCUUCGGACAGAGCCAAACUAGCUUUUUCCCCCUCUUUCCAUUCUUUAUGCCAAGCUAAGCUAACCAGCUGCUGGCUGAAGCCUUAUAGCAUGUUUACCACACAGACACGAGAGUGGUAUUGAUAUUUUCAUCUAACUCUCAACAAAACCCCCCCCCACAUUUCCCAAAAUGUCAAACCAGCCCUUUAAGCUGAUUUUCAACACACAUGCAGGGCAAUAUCUGCUGAUUGAUUCCAAUUCAAAAUCCCUCUUGAGUCUCCACGUAAGAAAAGACUGGCAUACACAUUCAGUAUUGAAGUUGGGCAUGGAAGUGGAGCAAGUUAACCUUUAAUCAUAAUCACUCAUUUCAUUUAACUGCUGACAUUUUCUACAUAUUUAUGCACAAAUGCAGGUGGAGAUGGAGUUGGCUGGAGAAAAACAGGAGAAAGAAGAUGCCCCUGAUACAGAGCAAGAUAGCUGCAGAGCACCAGAGGCCCCAGAUUUUCCACCUGCAGAGACUGAGGGGGAAGAGUCUCCACCAGAGGUCCAUGGUGAUCAGGCGCACUCUGGCAGAGUCAUAGCCGGGCUUCAGCAGCAUGAAGGGAGGAGGGAACAGGAGGAGGAGACCCAUGACAAGGCAGCUGGAGAGUCCCACCCUUCAGUGCCUGCAGAUGACAAAGGCACAGAGAGUCUUGAAGAUUCUUCUAAACAUCACGAUCCACUGGAAAGCCAGGAAAGCCCAGACACAGACGUGUCCAAACAGCCAGAACACCAAGAACCAGUCGUGGAUGAAGAGAUCCAGGUAAUGGCAGGCUCAGGGGCGGCUGCUGAGGAGAACACCCAGCCUGAGGAGCCAGAGCUGGGCAUGAGUCCACCGAGCGAGGUGCUGAGCCAGGAGAUCGAAACUCCCGAGAUAAAACAAGAACACACCGAGUAGAAACACAAAUAUCGCUUAGAAGUUGCACAUACCACAUAUUGACAAACUACUCAAACAGCUUGCAUAGCUUACCUCGCACCAGUUCUACAGAAGCAUUUUAGUCACUAGAUAUAAUAGCUAACCAUGCUGUCUUUGGAGCUCCAAUAAAGCAGUAGCAUGUAAAAAUG